Messenger RNA from Megalobrama amblycephala (Wuchang bream), 3173 nucleotides. RefSeq names its product gastrula zinc finger protein XlCGF49.1-like. Lineage: Eukaryota; Metazoa; Chordata; Actinopteri; Cypriniformes; Xenocyprididae. Bases 121 to 882 code for a protein of 253 amino acids. Gene Ontology annotation, biological process: regulation of DNA-templated transcription. Gene Ontology annotation, molecular function: DNA-binding transcription factor activity, RNA polymerase II-specific; RNA polymerase II cis-regulatory region sequence-specific DNA binding. The record is from RefSeq and is a predicted model, not a curated record. The transcript is spliced from 4 exons.
UUUUGGUCUCCCGGUGUGACGUCAUAAGGCCGCGCCACACUCCUGCAUUUGUUGUGAUUCGGCUGAAUAAAGAAAAACUCCUGGUGAAGCAACAGAUCCUCGUGACACACUUUUAUAAAGAUGGCGAUUAUUAAAGAAGAGAGUGAAGAUGUGAAGAUAGAAGACACAUUCAGAGUGAAACAUGAAGAAACUGAGGAACAAAUAAAGACAACGUUUAUUAAAGAGGAGAGUGAAGACCUGAGGAUUGAAGAAACAUUCAGAGUCAAACAUGAAGAAACUGAGGAACAAACAGACCUGAUGCCAUUAAAAGAAGAGAGUCAAGAUCUUAAUCAAAUGGAAGAGAAAGAUCAGUACAAGACACUUCAUUAUGCCAUAACUGAAGAAAACUCUUUUAGUUGCUCAGAGACUGAAAAAACUUCCUCACAAAAAAGGGCUCAAAAGAGAGGGACUAUAGGUAAUUUCACCUGCCAACUGUGUGGACUAAGAUUCAAUAAGCAUGGAAACCUUGAAGUACACAUGAGAGUUCACACGGGAAGGAAGUUUUACCCCUGCCAACACUGUGGAGUAAUUUUCAAUCAACAAGGAAACCUUAAAGUCCAUAUGAGAAUUCACACUGGAGAGAAGCCUUACACAUGCCAAGAGUGUGGAAAGAGAUUCAGUACACAAGGAAACCUUAAAGUCCACAUGAGAGUUCACACUGGAGAGAGUCCUUUCGCAUGCCAACAGUGUGGACUACGUUUCACUCAGAAAGGAAACCUUAAAAAACACAUAAACGUUCACUCCGGGAAAAAGCCUUUCUCAUGCCAACAGUGUGGAAAGAGUUUCAAUCAAGAUGGAAACCUUAAAGUCCACAUGAGAAGAAUUCAUUCUGGAGAGAAGUAGAAUAAAUAAAACACUGACCACCUAACAACUUCAUGAUACAUCAAAUUAUAUACCAGGGCUGGGCAAACUCGGUCCUGGAGGGCCGCUGUCCCUGCAGAGUUUUGCUCCAACCCUAAUCAAACACACCUGAACCAGCUAAUCAAGGUCUUCAGGAUUACAUGCAGGUGAGUUUUAUCAGGGUUGCAGCUAAACUCUGCAGGGACAGCGGCCCUCCAGGACCGAGUUUGCCCAGCCCUGUUAUAUACUGAUCAUUUAAUAAUGGUUUGUUCAUGAUUAACCAUUGUUUAUUAAGAUGAUGCUAAAAAAAUUGACAUAUCAAGUAAUUAAUAAUAUAUCAACUGAUAACUUAUCAACCAUCUACUAUUGAUCUGUUUGAUCUAUUUCAUGAUUUACUAUUUAAGAUAACUUGCAUCACUUUUGUAAAUCAUUGGCAUACAACUUAUUAAUCAUUUCUGACUGUAUAGUCAUGUUUUGUAAACAUUUAAUUCAUCAUUAACGAAUAACUUAUAACUGAAUUAACAAAAUAUUCAUAAAAAGUUAGCAUACCACUUAUUAAUCAUUUAGGAAUGUGUAGUCAUGUUUUGUAAAUAGUUAAUCAUUAACAAAUAACUUAUAAAUUACUUACAAUGGAACAUUAUCAUAAAGUGUUUCAUAAUAUAAUAGAAUAACUACAGCAUAACAUGCCCAAAUAAUAAAUAUUGUUGUACAAUAUUAAUUAUAAAGUUAAUAUAAUAACAAUAAUAGUGGUAAUGAAUGCAUUGUGUACUGCAAAGUGCACAAAAUGGAACAAUUCAAAACUGUCCAUCAUAUCAACAGGUUUGUAUCCACAAAUCCACAGCACCCAUUUUCUUACUUGUGUCCAGCACACAUUGUGGUUUUAUUUUCUCAUCCCCAAUGUGGUCUAUCUUUCCAUAGGCUGAUAUCUCUGCUGAGUGGAAUGUUUUCAGCAUGUGGGCAUUGCGCUCGUCAUGCCACUCCACUGCCAGCAUUUCCAUGCAACUUUUGUGUGAAAGUCUUUGUUGGAGGUCAUCUAGCAUAGUCUCAGCCUUCUCCCUGAGCAAGGUGAACUCCUUCUCUUUGCAGUUCCCAGUCAUUGUACAUGCACUCUUUGUUGGUUUGGUCACAACAGAUUUCUGCCAUCAAUGUUUCCAGAUCAGGGUUGUUGAGCUACAAAGCCCAAGUUCUCAUGCAAUUUACACAAGCAAGUUUCCAUAUCAAGUGUUGGGUGCACUACCCAGUAGGGCCGAAGUCUGCAAAACAGAGAACAGGAAACUGCUUUCCUUGGAUUCUCUGCCAAGUAUUUUUUGUGCAGGUUCUUCAUGGUGUCUACAUGACACCCUCUUUUGCAUCCUGACCUUGGCUUGUGUUAUGGUCUGCUUUUUCCCCUGUCACACGUCGUCUUUGGUGUAAAAGGCUCUUAAAUUGUUUUUGAAUGCCUCUUCCAUGCGGACACAUUUCUUUCUUGAGAAAGAGUAUGGAUUCCCUCCUACUGACUUCCAUCGCCUUCGGGUGAAGCCAAGGGUAAUUAGGGCAUAUUUCUAUACAAUGUUCUCUGUCACCAGGUUACUGAUCAGUCUUCGUUCCUGACUAUUACCUGCUUGUUGAAUGCGAUGAUGUUGGUCUCCAAUCAAUGCCUCAUGGUACAGGGCUAUCCUUGCACUUGGAGUGUUUCUUGGCCUUGCAUAUCUCGCUUUUAUUGCUGGAGACCUUGAUCUCAUCAGCACACAUCAGUUGGAACCUUUUUUUAUAUUGCUCUUUUUAAUCUUUUUUUCAGCUGCUAAGGCCUCUUGUAGCUCUUUCACUUUGUCCUGGAGCUUCUUCCUCUCUUUCUUGGAACACUUUCGCCCCUCUCUCUUUUGCCUUCAACAUACAUCACACAUACUGUCACACAACCAUUUAAUAGUCAAUAAAAGGUUACACUACUCUAUUCAGUUACUACGUAGUUCUAUGGAAACAUAACUUUAUAUAAUAUGAAGUACAUUUUACUAUGAUACAGCAAAUGUAAUCAGUAGACAUUUAACUGAAAGGGUUGGUUCACCCAAAAAAGAAAGUUCUGUCAUUAAGCACUCACCCUCAUGUCAUCCCAAACCUUUGUCUGUCUUCGGAACACAAAUUAAGAUAUUUUUGAUGAAACCUGAUUCACACAUAGGUAACAAGAAUUUGUUGAAUUAAGUCAUUAUUUUUGUUUUGUUUUUGUGCACAUUUUCUCAUCGCUUCAUAAUAGUAAGGUUGAACCACUGUAGUCACGUCGCCAGUUUUAACAUUGUCUUUAGUACCUUUCUGGACCUCAA